Molecule: messenger RNA, 978 nt
Organism: Lemur catta (Ring-tailed lemur)
Lineage: Eukaryota; Metazoa; Chordata; Mammalia; Primates; Lemuridae
Product: mesoderm-specific transcript homolog protein-like
Exons: 1
Molecular function (GO): catalytic activity
Source: RefSeq, a predicted model, not a curated record
AUGCGAGAGUGGUGGGUUCAGGUGGGGCUGUUGGCUGUGCCCCUGCUUGCUGCAUACCUGCACAUCCCGCCCCCUCAGCUUUCCCCUGCCCUUCACGCAUGGAAGGCUUCAGGCAAAUUUUUCACCUACAAGGGACUGCGCAUCUUCUACCAAGACUCUGCAGGUGUGGUUGGAAGCCCGGAGAUAGUUGUGCUUUUACACGGCUUUCCAACAUCCAGCUAUGAUUGGUACAAGAUUUGUGAAGGUCUGACCUUGAGGUUUCAUCGAGUGAUUGCCCUUGAUUUCUUAGGCUUUGGCUUCAGUGACAAACCGAGACCACAUCACUACUCCAUAUUUGAGCAAGCCAGCAUCGUGGAAGCGCUUUUGUGGCAUCUGGGGCUCCAGAACCGUAGGAUCAAUCUUUUGUCUCAUGAUUAUGGAGAUAGUGUUGCUCAGGAGCUGCUCUAUAGGGACAAGCAGACUCGAUCUGGGCGGCUUACCAUGAGUCUGUGUCUGUCAAAUGGAGGUGUUUUUCCUGACACUCACCAUCCUCUCCUUCUCCAAAAGCUACUCAAAGAUGGAGGCAUGCUGUCACCCAUCCUCACACGGCUGGUGAACGUCUUUGUAUUCUCUAGAGCUCUCACCCCAGUCUUUGGGCCGUACACUCGGCCCUCUGAGAGCGAACUGUGGGACAUGUGGGCAGCGAUCCACAACAAUGACGGGAACUUAGUCAUCCACAGCCUCUUAUAGUACAUCAAUCUGCGGAAGAAGUUCAGAAGACGCUGGGUGGGAGCUCUUAGCUCUGUAACUAUUUCCAUUCAUUUUAUCUAUAGGCCAUUGGAUCCUGUUAAUCCCUAUCCAGAGUUUUUGGAGCUAUACAGGAAAACGCUGCCGCGGUCCACAGAGUGGAUUCUGGAUGACCACAUUAGCCACUAUCCACAGCUAGAGGAUCCCAUGGGCUUCUUGAAUGCAUAUAUGGGCUUCCCCAACUCCUUCUGA